Medioppia subpectinata is the source of this 1257-nucleotide messenger RNA. Lineage: Eukaryota; Metazoa; Arthropoda; Arachnida; Sarcoptiformes; Oppiidae. The record is from the annotation of a GenBank genome assembly.
UCACCUCUCCUGAAGACACAUCUCUUCCAGACAUCGAUCAUGUCAUCCGAAGACAAACCGACCGGCGCUUCGUCGACGCCCGCGGCGGCCAACCAUCCCAUCGGAUCCCACGGCACGGGUCCGGCCAUCGCUGGCAACAAACCCGUUGUGAAUCCGUUGUCGAAGCCGAAGAUCACUCAAGCGCUGAACGGCACUGGAAAUGCACUCAAGACAAGCGCCCAUCAGAACAGCGCCAAUGGGGGCCAAAACGGCAACGGAUCCAACGGCUAUCGCGUGCUGAAGCCCGACGGCUACGUCGGCAUUGACUCACUUCCCGAGCAGUUUGUGUCGCGUAUAGUGAGAGACGGCUUCGGUUUCAAUAUCAUGUGUUUGGGUCAGACAGGGGUCGGAAAGUCUACUCUAUUGGACUCUCUGUUCAACAUGAAGUUCCCGGACGUAAGCACUCGCAGCCAUAACCUGUCGGCAGUGGACGUGACCGCACACAACUACGACCUCCAGGAGCGCAACAUUAAACUAAAACUCGGACUCAUUGAAAGUAAGGGCUUCGGCGACCAAAUAAAUAAAGCCGAUUCAUAUAAGUCGGUCGUGGAGUACAUCGACCAGCAGUUCGAGCGCUACCUCCAGGAGGAGCUCAAAAUACACAGAAACCAGUCGCCGGUGAACGACACGCGAGUACACGUCUGUCUGUAUCUCAUCUCACCGGUGGGUCACGGCUUGCGGGCCAUCGAUUUGGUGACGAUGCGCGAGUUGGCCGCCAAAUGCAAUUUAGUUCCCGUAAUCGCCAAAUCCGAUACCAUAACCAAAGCCGAGUUGGAUAAGCUUCGCGUGAAGAUCAUGUCCGAGAUUGUGACCAAUGGGAUCAAUAUCUAUCACUUUCCCACCGACGACAACGACGUGGCCGACCUCAACGGCAAGAACAACGCUCUGUUGCCGUUCGCACUCGUGGCCAGCCAUGAGUUCGUACGGGUGGGCAGUAAACAGAUGCGCGCCCGACAGUACCCGUGGGGCACAGUUCAGGUGGAGAACGAGAACCACUGCGACUUCGUUCGGCUCCGGGACAUGAUUUUGCGCAUAAAUAUGGAGGACUUGCGAGAGACGACACACUCGCGACACUACGAACUCUACCGACGCGUACGGCUCGAGCAGAUGGGCUUCGGGACAGUGGCCGGCGGCGACUCUACCAAAAACGCCAGCUUUCAGGAGACGUACGAACAGAGACGGGCCGCACAUCUCACUGAACUUCAGCGCAAAGAGGAG